Molecule: messenger RNA, 1363 nt
Organism: Manihot esculenta (cassava)
Lineage: Eukaryota; Viridiplantae; Streptophyta; Magnoliopsida; Malpighiales; Euphorbiaceae
Product: peptidyl-tRNA hydrolase, mitochondrial
Exons: 9
Coding region: 524-1174 (216 amino acids)
Molecular function (GO): peptidyl-tRNA hydrolase activity
Source: RefSeq, a predicted model, not a curated record
AAAAACGACCCCGCUUCCGUUCGAACAGAGGACCCUUCCUCGUUCUCCAAGCUCAAACACCAUUACCCCACGCCACUCCGACACUCUUGAGCUCACUCUGGGCGCCAGUACCCGUUUUCAGUCCCUUCAUUCAAAACCCCCUCUUUCCUUACGACACCCACUGCACCCUCCCCAUCUCGACCAGAAGCGCCGCCGUCCCGCCAGCACAUCAAUCACGAAGCCCCAAUCUCCCUAAAUCAGCCUCUUCUGAACUCACCCAAACCCGUUUUCACCGCCCCCACGGUUCUUGCAAUCCCAGCCUUCACGCAUCUCUGGUUUCGACAGCUUCAGUAUGAGGUAGUCUGCCCCUUACAGCCCCAAACCUCUAUUCCGAGAGGUACCAGCGUUUCAGGCCAGCCACAUACUUCACCUUCAGCUUCUCAGUCCAGAGACUUGGUGAGAAGAAAUUUAAUUGAAGGGCAAAAGCAUUUUCUUGGCCUUUCUAUUGCACUGAAGUGGAAGGAGUUGGAACAUAUGAGAUGAGAUGCUUCACAGAGUUUCUAGGUGUUGCUUCUGCACUGCUGUUGCACGACCAUGGCUUUUUGUUGGCUUGGGAAAUCCUGGCGAGAAAUUCAAAGGAACUCGACAUAAUCAGGUGGGUUUUGAUAUGAUUGAUGCAUUUGCUGAAUCACAAGGGGUUUUGAUGAAUACAGUUCAUUGCAAAGCUAUCUUUGGAGAAGGUUUUGUUGGUGAAGCACCAUUUCUUCUUGCAAAGCCUCAAACUUACAUGAAUCUGAGUGGUGAAUCUACUGGGCCACUUGCGGCUUACUAUAAGCUACCUCUGAAUCGUGUCAUUGUGGUUCAUGAUGAUAUGGACUUGCCAUGUGGAGUGCUUCGACUUCAACACAAAGGAGGACAUGGAAGGCACAAUGGUCUGAAAAGUGUCAUCUAUCAUUUUCGAGGAAAUAGAGAAUUUGCUCGGCUGAGAAUCGGAAUUGGGAGGCCUCCGGGUCAAAUGGAUCCCAAAGCUUUCUUGUUACAGAAGUUCAAUGCAACUUUUCGAGAGCGAAUUGAUACUGCCAUACCAGAGGGAGUUGGUGCAUUAAAAUGCCUUUUAUCAAAAGGCUUGAAAGAUUGUGCAACACAUUUCAACCAAGAACAGAAGUACAAGCAUUUAAGAUCAGAGCACGCCUAGGCUAGGUGUUGGAUUUAUUUUACAUAAUUUCACUGAUCCUUAGAUGUGUUGAAACUCUUUCUGAAGAAUUCUCUUUUAUGAAUAUAGUUGUCCGCCCAAAUAUUGUGGGCGUAUCAGAGGUAAAAGUUGAAAGUUUUACCAUUUUUUUUAAUGAUUACAUCCUGAUUUUUUAUUUAAAAUUUUGAACAA